CUGGCAGCACAACACUAACAUUUGCCAGAUACGCCGGCAAUUAAAUUAAUAUUAUUAUCGCAUAGCGAUGAACAAACAAUACCAACGAUUUUAAUUAGUUUUUAUUUUGUUUGCUGCAUUUGAACUGAUUAAUUGGAGUAUAUAGAGUGCAGAGAUGGCGCUGCCUUCGAUCUCAACUUUGGUGGGCGUGGCAUUUGUGGCGUACAUUGUGCAUUCGAUUUAUCAGAUGUCGCAGAUCUUCACGACCCUGCAGUGCAGCGAUUCCCCAUGCUAUCGCUCCUUCCUCGCCGAGCAGCCGCGCUUGCAAUUGGCGCUGUUCAGUUCGCUCAGCAGGAAUCCAAUUGGAAGCGAGGUCCAGGAUUUGUACAAGGAGAAACGCUUUGAUUAUGGCAAGGCAUUUGAGCAGGACUUUGGCUUGGAUGUGCCGCUCAAGACGCGACGCAACGGCACCCUGUAUCUGCAUGUGGUGCUGGCACUGGAGGGGGAACCUUUGGAGUGGCGCACACUCCGCCGUGAUGGUCCCACUGUAGUCCAUACACUCAAUCUCUGUGAUUAUAUGGUGCCCAAAGCGGAGGCAUUUAAUCUCCUAGGAGAGACGGAGCAGACAGCCUCUAAAUUGGCCAAUAAGAAGCAGUCUGCUCCAACUGGACAACAACCCAGCACGCAUAUACGCUCCCAUAUCUAUGUCACUCUCCUCACGGAUCUCUUCUCGCUCUCCCAGGCGGAUGUGCCGCCAGAGAUGGCGCCACUCAUUCGCGUCAAUCGCAUGCAGCAGAUACUGCCGAUACUCCAGACGGACACCUUUAAUACGCGCCUCAAGGAUCUGGUGCCAGUGACCAAGAAUACCACCGAGUUUACAUUCCGUUUCCAUUACAAUCCCGUCGGAGUUGGCAAGCUGCGUCUCCAGCUGCUCAUGGAACACGCCACGCAGGCGCUGCUCCUCAUCGGAUUCGCCACCAAGGACAUCGACGAGGUCAAGGGCAUCUUUUCCGACACGAAUGUCUAUCUGCUCUGCGGCACCAUCUUCAUAUCCAGCGUCCAUAUGCUCUUUGAUUUCCUGAGCUUCAAGAACGAUGUGUCCUUCUGGAUGAAGAAGAAGUCGUACGAGGGUCUCUCGACCCGCACAAUUCUGUGGCGUGCAUUCUCGCAGUUCAUCAUCUUUCUGUAUCUGCUGGACGAGGACACAUCCUACCUGGUGCUGAUACCCGUCGGUCUUGGCACUCUCAUCGAGGUCUGGAAGUGCAAAAAGAUUCUGCGCUUGGAGUUGAGUUUCAGCGGGUUUAUUCGACGCAAACUGGAGCAGGUGGAUCAGCGGAAUGGAGCGAGCACAAGUGGAGCAGCAGCUGGAGAGUUGGCCGAGCAGCAGACACAGCAAUAUGAUCGCGAGGGAAUGCGUUAUCUGAGUUAUUUGCUGUAUCCUUUGUGUCUGGGUGGAGCCAUCUAUUCGCUGCUGUAUCAGCCGCAUCGUUCCUGGUAUUCCUGGACACUCAACUCGCUGGUGAAUGGCGUCUACGCCUUUGGCUUCCUCUUUAUGCUGCCGCAGCUCUUUGUCAAUUAUAAGCUGAAAUCUGUGGCGGCUUUGCCAUGGCGUGCUUUCAUGUACAAGGCAUUUAAUACAUUCAUUGAUGACUUCUUUGCCUUUAUCAUCACCAUGCCGACGGCUCAUCGUGUCGCCUGUCUGCGUGAUGACAUUGUCUUUGUCAUCUAUCUGUAUCAACGUUGGCUCUAUCCGGUGGAUCAAACACGCCUCGAUACGGGCGUCAGCAUUGAUGAGACGCCAACAGCGGAAGCUGCAACCACAGCACGCAAGAAGCGGGAUUAGAGGAUUGGCAACUGGAGUAGAAGACUCAGCCAACAAUUGCUUAGAGAGAGACUCACAUAUUCCGUCGAUUUGUUUAGCUUUUAGUCUCCAGCAUAAUAGACUGUAAUCCUCUGUAAUUCCCCAAUUAAUUGUAAUUGUUUAUUGUACGUGUAGCAAAUGCAAGAAUAAUUUCCUCAAUUCACAA
This is a messenger RNA of Drosophila innubila, 2006 nucleotides long. RefSeq names its product cleft lip and palate transmembrane protein 1-like protein. The transcript has 2 exons. Lineage: Eukaryota; Metazoa; Arthropoda; Insecta; Diptera; Drosophilidae. The record is from RefSeq and is a predicted model, not a curated record. Gene Ontology annotation, cellular component: endomembrane system; membrane. Bases 155 to 1822 code for a protein of 555 amino acids.